Molecule: messenger RNA, 6686 nt
Organism: Oncorhynchus masou masou (cherry salmon)
Lineage: Eukaryota; Metazoa; Chordata; Actinopteri; Salmoniformes; Salmonidae
Product: atrial natriuretic peptide receptor 1
Exons: 27
Coding region: 314-3478 (1054 amino acids)
Biological process (GO): receptor guanylyl cyclase signaling pathway; protein phosphorylation; intracellular signal transduction
Cellular component (GO): plasma membrane
Molecular function (GO): peptide hormone binding; adenylate cyclase activity; natriuretic peptide receptor activity
Source: RefSeq, a predicted model, not a curated record
AAAUUUGUGGUGGGUUGUAUCUUCCCAGGGUUUAGCGAACAUGUUGUAAGAUUAAUUUGAGAACCACAAGAUGUAUCAUAGGCAAUUAGGGAGCAUGCUUGUAUUCUCUGUCCAGUAGUUGAUGCAGUUGCGAGGGAUAUCUAUUUGAAUGCGUUUCACGGUUGCAUGCUCAUCACAGCGGAGGCUUUGAUAAACUAACUAGGCUAACUGAUGGACAGGUGUUGCUAAAUUGUAAUUUGCUGUAGUGGGACCUCGGAGAACAUCAUUUUGAAAUAUGCCACGUCUUUAUAAUAUUUGACUGAAUGACUGAGUGAUGGCGUUCCUGCUUCGGGCUCUAGUGCUACCUGUCUUCCUGUCCUCGGUGCCCUGGGUGGCAGGGUCAACGUUCACCCUGCUGCUGUCCUUGCCCAACACCUCCAUGCCCUUCAGUGUUGGCAGGAUCGGGGCGGGCGCCCUCAUCGCCAUCGACGCCGUGAACCAGAGUCCCGAUCUGUUGGCAGGUCAUUGGCUGGAGCAUGAAUACGUGGAUGAUGAGUGCAGCGACGUGAACGGCCCGGGGAAGAUAGUGGAGCUACUGCAUAGACGGAACUACAGCGCUUUCAUCGGCCCCGCCUGCUCCGACGUGUGUGCGAUCACUGCCAAGCUGGCAGCUUUCUGGAACAUUCCCGUCGUCAGUCCCACCUGCGCAGACCAGCAAUUUCUCAUCAAAAAGGCUUACCCCACUCUUACCAGAGUGUUUGGCCCCUUCACCAAGAUGGGCUCGUUCUUUGUGAAGAUCUGUGAGAAGUUUGGCUGGAGACGUAUAAGCAUUAUCUACGACCACAGACCUGCCUGGAUCAUCCCAGCUGAGGGAAUCAGGUACCAAGCUGAAGUCAGUAACAUCACUGUGGCUAAAUACCUGGCAUUUCAAACACCUCUCGGGCAAGACAACACUCACACAUCCCUCACACAAGCACGUAUGCUACAGGAGGUUGCCGAGGUGUCUCGCAUCAUAGUGAUCUCAGCGCGUGGGGAGGUGGUCAGGGACUUCCUGGUCGAGGCCCACAGGAGAGGCCUCACCACAGGGGACUACAUCUUCUUCUGCUUCGAGCCCUACAGGCUGGAGGAGAUGUUUGGCAACUUUGACUGGAAAAGAGGAGAUGUGGAUGACUCCGUGGCUAAGCAGGCCUACCAGGCUCUGUUUCUACUCUCUCUGUACAAACCCAACGACCAGAGGUACUGGAACUUCUCCAAUGACGUGAUCCGCAGAUCCAGAGAGGACUUUGGCUAUGCCUACGCACCCAACGAAAAGGUGUCGGUGCUGGCAGCCAUAGCCCAUGACUCUGUAUGGCUGUAUGCUCAGGCUCUGAAUGAAACCCUGGCGGAACGAGGGGACCCAUACGACGGAUUCACCAUAACCCGCAAGAUGUGGAACCGAACCAUCACAGGUAUCCAGGGUGACGUUACCAUGGACGCCAAUGGAGACAGGGAGUCUGCCUAUAUGAUGAAGCACUUCCAGGGCGGAGAGAACGACAGGGAGUUCAAAGUAAUCGCCAAUUACUUUGGUACGAAUAAGGCUUAUGAGCCAGUGGAGGGGGUCCAAGUCUACUGGCCAGGAGGGAGGAAGACUCCACCGAAGGACACACCCCACUUUGGCUUCAAAGAUGAGCUCUUCAUCAAUAUCGAGAAGAGGUUUGCGAUAGCUGUGGGGACCAUUGCUGUUUUCCUGGCCACCGGGACACUUAUCAUAUGUCUUCUCUACAGGAAACACAUCAUCCGGAAGAAGGUGUCUGUGGUCCUAUGGAGGGUUAGCCCCGGUGAUGUCACCAUGAUGGGGAACAGCUCGUCCUCGGCAGGAAAGGUAGCGUACCUCAACUCCAAGUCCAUCGAUGCUUCUCUGGAGUCCAUCCUGGGAAAUAUGAAGGACAAACCAUCCUCCCACAGAACAGCUGUCUAUAAAGAGAACAUCUGUUCAGUGCGACUGCUGAAUGUGAAGAGUGUGUGUCUGAACAGAGAGCUGCUCACUGAACUGAACCAGUGUAGAGAUUUGAGCCACCCAAACAUCUGCAGCGUCAUUGGUGCUUGUCUGGAACCUCCACAGUUCUUUCUGCUGACUGAGUACUGUCCUAAAGGGAGCCUGCAGGACAUUUUGAAGAAUGGUUCCAUUAAGCUUCACUGGAGCUUCAAGUUCUCCCUGAUGCUGGACAUUGUCAAGGGGAUGGAUUACCUGCACCGCAGCCCCCUGCGCUCCCAUGGUCACCUGUCGUCAUCUAACUGUGUGGUGGAUAGUCGCUUCGUCCUAAAGGUGACCGACCAUGGCCUCAGUCUCCUCAGAAGACCCCCCGGCCAGGAAGAGGAGGGCUGGUCUAAAAAACACUGGACAUCCUUGCUGUGGAGGGCCCCGGAACUGCUGAGGGACAGCAUGCCCUCCUCUGGCACCCAGAAGGGGGAUGUCUACAGUUUUGGCAUUAUUGUUCAGGAGGUGGUGUACCGCAGGGGCCCUUUCCAUAUCCCCAACAGCAACCUCGAGGCAAGAGACAUAGUGGAGAGGGUCAAGGCCGGGGUGUGUGUGGAGGGCGGAGGUAGCCCCCUCAGGCCCCACACGGACAGGGCAGAGUGUCCAGAGGGUGUGGAGGCUCUGAUGGGGGCGUGCUGGAGUGAGAGGCCCAGUGACCGACCAGACUUCUCCUCCCUCAGAGUGACUGUAAAGAGACUCUGCCCCAGCUGCGUGGGCGAGAACAUUCUGGAUGACCUGCUGUCCCGCAUGGAGCAGUAUGCCACCAACCUGGAGGAGGUGGUCAGCGAGCGCACUGCCCAGCUCCUGGAGGAGAAGAGGAGGGCCGAGGGCCUCCUCACCCAGAUGUUGCCACGAUUUGGAUUCUGUAUUUAUAGAUCGGUGGCUGUCCAGCUGAUUGCUGGGAAGACGGUGCGGGCGGAAACCUACGACUCUGUCACCAUCUAUUUCAGUGACAUCGAAGGAUUCACCUCCAUGUCGGCCAGUCUCACGCCAAUGCAGGUGGUGAACGUGCUGAAUGACCUGUACACGUACUUUGACAAUAUCAUCGACCACCACGAUGUUUACAAGGUGGAGACCAUUGGCGACGCGUACAUGGUGGUAUCUGGCCUGCCCAUUCGAAACGGGGACGACCAUGCGAAGGAGAUCGCCCGCAUGUCUCUGGCAGUGGUGCGGGGCAUGAGACAGUACAACAGUCCACACGUGCCCCAGCAGCAGCUCAAAGUCCGCAUUGGACUCCACUCAGGUCCAUGUGUGGCUGGUGUAGUGGGACUGAAGAUGCCCCGGUUCUGUUUGUUCGGAGACACAGUUAACACUGCCUCGCGGAUGGAGUCGCAUGGCUCACCAUUGAAGAUCCAUGUGAGCAGCUCCACUAAAGCUCUCCUGGACACAUUUAGGACGUUCCGCUGUGAGCUGAGAGGAGACAUCCACAUGAAGGGGAAGGGGCUUGUGAGGACAUUCUGGCUUUUGGGAGAAGACCAAUGAAAAUGUUAUGUUUUCAGUAAUUUGAUUUGGUCCGUCUCUCAGGAGGAAAGAUCAAAUCUUAAAAAAAAAAAAAAUCUGAUAUACAGUUGAUGUCGGAAGUUUAUGUACACUUAGGUUGGAGUCAUUAAAACUCGUUAUUCAACCACUCCACAAACUUCUUGUUAACAAACUGUAGUUUUGGCAAGUCGGUUAGGACAUCUACUUUGUGCAUGACACAAGUCAUUUUUCCAACAAAUGUUCACAAACAGAUUAUUUCACUUAUAAUUCACUGUAUCACAAUUCCAGUGGGUCAGAAGUUUACAUACACUAAGUUGACUGUGCCUUUAAACAGCUUGGAAAAUUCCAGAAAAUUAUGUCAUGGCUUUCGAAGCUUCUGAUAGGCCAAUUUGAGUCAAUUGGAGGUGUACCUGUGGAUGUAUUUCAAGGUCUACCUUCAAACUCAGUGCCUCUGCUUGACAUCCUGGGAAAAUCAAAGAAAUCAGCCAAGACCUCCACAAGUCUGGUUCAUCCUUGGGAGCAAUUUCCAAACGCCUGAAGGUACCACAUUCAUCUGUACAAACAAUAGUACACAAGUAUAAACACCAUGGGACCAAGCAGCUGUCAUACCGAUCAGGAAGGAGACGCGUUCUGCCUCCUAGAUAUGAACAUACUUUGGUGUGAAAAGUGCAAGUCAAUCCCAGAACAACAGAAAAGGACCUUGUGAAUAUGCUGGAGGAAACAGGUACAAAAGUAUCUAUUUCCACAGUAAUACAAUUCCUAUAUCGACAUAACCUGAAAGGCCGCUCAGCAACGAAGAAGCCACUGCUCCAAAACAACCAUAAAAAAGCCAGACUACAGUUUGCAACUGCACAUGGGGACAAAGAUUGUACUUUUUGGAGAAAUGUCCUCUGGUCUGAUGAAACAAAAUUGGAACUGUUUGGCCAUAAUGAGCAUCAUGAUGUUUGGAGAAAAAAAGAGGGAGGCUUGCAAGCCGAAGAACACCAUCCCUACCUUGAAUCACAUGGGUGGCAGCAUCAUGUUGUGGGGGUGCUUUGCUGCAGGAGGGACUGGUGCACUUCACAAAAUAGAUAGCAUCAUGACGAAGGAAAAUUAUGUGGAUAUAUUGAAGCAACAUCUCCAGACAUCAGUCAGGAAGUUAAAGGUUGGUCGCAAAUGGCUCUUCCAAAUGGACAAUGACCCCAAGCAUACUUCCAAAGUUGUGGUAAAAUGGCUUAAGGACAACAAAGUCAAGGUAUUGGAGUGGCCAUCACAAAGCCCUGACCUACAAACCUGACUCAGUUACACCAGCUCUGUCAGGAGGAAUGGGCCAAACUUCACCCAACUUAUUGUGGGAAGCUUGUGGAAGGCUACCUGAAACGUUUGACCCAAGUUAAGCAAUUUAAAGGGAAUGCUACCAAAUACUAAUUGAGUGUAUGUAAACUUCUGACCCACUGGGAAUGUGAUGAAAAAAAAAAAGCUGAAAUAAAUCAUUUUCUCUACUAUUAUUUUCAAAUGGUGAUCCUAAACAGGGAAUUUUAACUCGGAUUAAAUGUCAGGAAUUGUGAAAAACGGAGUUUAAAUGUAGUUGGCUAAGGUGUAUGUAAACUUCCAACUUCGACUGUGUUUGUAUGUACUGCAGCUUAUUUCCAUACAUUUAUUUUGUGGUUGCAAUUUGUAGUUUGAGUGCAAUGUCAAGGAUCACUGAGCAAAUGCUUAUUCUUUGAAAAACAGAUGUAAUAUCAACGCCAUCACCGUUCCGACUCUUGGAUGUUGUGUAAUGUACAGCAUUUUCUCUACCUUUAUGUUUCUUAUUUAUUGGUUCACCUUUAAAGAGCCAGCUCUAUUCACUAGAGUUGUUAUAUAUUUCAACAUUAUUUUAUAUACAGUAUAUCUUCAAAAUCACUAUAUAUAUAUAUAUAUGUUUCACAAAUGAUUGAUGUGUGAGACUCUAGUAGAGUGGAACAUAUCUGUCAUGUUAUGUGAUCCACUACAUUUCUCACAACAUUUCUUUGUUAAGAACCAAUUUGGAUAGAUUACGCAACUAAUGAAGCUCUUUUAUUGAGCAGUGAUAAUGGUAAUUUCACUCUGUACCAGAGAGAUAAGCCAGUUCGGCUUAGUCCACUUCCUAAACGGGUGCAGCCUGUGUCAGCACAUUUUAAUGGAAAACAUUGUUUAUCAUUGUUUUGACUCAGUGGCAGAUCGUUUAAGGAGAGAUCAAUCGUUAGGACUAAAUUAGACUUGACACAAACAGGCCAUUCAGGCUAUUGACCGAAAUCACACACACAGACACACACACGCACACUCACUCCCCUACUCCUCUAUCAAGUACCUACCUAGGACCAGCUUGAUCAUUAGGGCCACCGCUAAAAGCUCUGGAGAGUGCAGUCUCUUAAUUAUCGCCUUGAAAUGGCUUUGAAGAUUGGAUCUUAAUGUUGCUUCAAAUUACAGUUGUUGAAAUGAACUUCUUUUGAUGCAACGUUCUUCUUGGCCUUCGCCUUCGGCAAAACAAAAUAAAGGACUUUGGUCCUGUCCCAUGUCAUUUUGGUUUCUGUCAACGGUGUGUCAUCUGAUCAUGCAUCACCUUUCAAGACUCGUGAUUUCCCAGGAAGCGAGUAACUGACAACAAAAUGAAUCAAUUUAUUCAAGAAGAUCAAGGAGAAAUGUAAACUGAUCAGCCAGGAGGUUUUGAGCUUGCCAAUAGUUAGAGAGUGCAUACCAGGAAAACAACAAUUAGAAAUGGCAUGCACUGUGAAAGGGAAUAUAGUGCCGUUUGGAACACAGACAUAGUCCUACUGAUGCAACUAAACUCAUAAGUCAGCGUUUCCAAAACUUGGUCCUGGGUACCGCAAGGGGUGCACCUUUUAGUGAGGGAGGAGGGACAAAAGAGAGACAGAUAAAGGUUAAAACCCUUACAAAAAUGACUCAUAACAGAUGGCUUUAAAGGUUGCUCUGCAUGCUUGAAGAUUGUCCAUUGAAAAGGUGAUCCUAGUGUGUCAUAGUUUAAGGUUCUUUUAUUGAUCUAAAAUGCCAGGCUUUGUAUUUCUUAAAGCACUACGUUCACCCUCAGUGUGACUAUUUAAAGGUGGCCCACUUGGACAGUUUUCUUUCUUGUCUACUGUUAUGGUCUAGUCUAGUCAGGUCUCAAACCUUUAUUAAGCAGUUCCCCCAGAUAUUUUUGAUAAAUGUUUUAUUUAACAUGAACCUUUAUUAAACAUUUACCCCCCUUCAA